Messenger RNA from Lactuca sativa (garden lettuce), 797 nucleotides. Its product is annotated as ankyrin repeat family protein. NCBI's taxonomy places the organism in Eukaryota, Viridiplantae, Streptophyta, Magnoliopsida, Asterales, Asteraceae. The record is from RefSeq and is a predicted model, not a curated record. Gene Ontology annotation, cellular component: BRCA1-BARD1 complex; BRCA1-A complex. Gene Ontology annotation, molecular function: ubiquitin-protein transferase activity; protein binding. Gene Ontology annotation, biological process: protein K6-linked ubiquitination.
GCGGUGCUCGAAGAAUGGGGGCGGCGGAGGCGAACGGAGCAGAGCAGAACUCGUCUGCUACGGAGACGGAACACGUGGAGGCCUUGCUUGAGUUUUUUGUUCAUCUUCUUGAUCAAUUGGGCUGUAAUUCAUCAAUUUUAGGUCAUUUCUGUCUUCUUCUGGUCAUUUCACUUCUUUUCAAUGGCUAAUUCAUGGCCUUCUGAUUAUCAUCAAGGAUACAAUCAAGGGAUACAACAAGGUGCUGUUUGUUUUUUCUGAGCCAAAAUGUCUACAGUAAAAGAGGCUGCUAGAUAUAAUGAUAUUGACGAUGUUAUAAGCUUAGCUGCUGUUGGGGUUUCUCUUGAUUCCAAGGAUGCAGAAGGGAGGACAGCACUUCAUAUGGCUUCAGCAAAUGGAAAUGUUGAUAUAGUCAACUAUCUUAUCAACAAUAAAGUGGAAGUCAAUGCUUUUAAUGUUGAAAAUAACACGCCUCUUCAUUGGGCAUGCCUGAAUGGCCACAUCGAGGUUGUUAACAUAUUGAUUCUAGCUGGAGCAGAUGUAUCAAGCUUAAACAGACAUGAAAGGACUCCUGUGGAUGAAGCUGCAAUUGGUGGAAAAAUGGAUGUCAUUGAUGCCAUCAACACAGCAGUUGCACAAAUGGAACUCACAAGAGCAAGUGUUUGAAAACGAAUGAUAUUGUUUAAUUUUUGUAGUUUUUUAAUUUCAUAGUCUCCUUAUUGUAUACAAUAAAUUGAAUUAAGUUGCAUUAUUUUUGAGUGCUAGUGUUAUCUAUGAAAAACUCAUGUGGGGUUUGGACU